GCAUGUCUCUUAGAAUAAAUCAAAGUUGCUAAAAUGUUCAAGAAAUUCCUAUUCGUCGCUUUGGCAAUCCUUGCCUUGCAAGGAACCGUGCAAUCCGAGGAACGCGAUACCAGCCGUGGACUCGUCGAACAAAUCGAAAAGGCUUUGGAAAACUUAAAGAAAAUCAUUGAGAAUGCCGUCAACAGUGCUUUGGAACAAUUCGAAAACGUCUUCAACAAACUUCUCGACACCGCUAAGGGAAUCAUUCUGGAAGCGACCGGUGUUCUGAACAAGAUGGCAGAAGACGCUUUGGAAUUGAUCCGCAGUAUUGUUGGAGACGCUUCAAACAAUGGAAUCGAUGCCACCAAAUGUCUGUUGGGAAAUGAGGAGAAAAUCAUCAGCAUCCCCGAUGAAUUCCUUAGACAAAUCACCGAAUGCGUUGAUGAAAAUAUCAAGACCGCAAGGACUAUCAUCGAUGAGGCUAUUGAUAUUGUUAAAGCUAAACUGAACAUCUUAUCUCAAUUGGAGAAGAAGGCGAAAGAGUGCGGUAUUGGAAUUGGUGCUUUGCCUUGUCUCGGCAAAGUCCUUGCUGAAAUUGGCAUUCAAAUCCUGCAGCUGCCAGUCCAGAUCGCUGAACACGUUGCCAACAUUCUGAACAUCGUUGGAAAUAUUGCAAAGAGCGUCACCGAAUGCUCUGUGAAUUCGAUCGCCGGUGCAGGAGUUCAAAUCGCUUCCAUUAUUUCCGAAGUCAAGGAAUGCGUGGAGAAGGCGGUUGAAGAGAACAAACCCGCCGAACCCAAAUACAUGAUGCAUUGAAACUCACUGCCUAUCGACAUUUGAGAAUAUUAUUUCUGGAAGAAAAAGAAAAUAACGAUAUGAAUAUACAAUAAAAUUAAUUCGAAA
Molecule: messenger RNA, 882 nt
Organism: Nicrophorus vespilloides
Lineage: Eukaryota; Metazoa; Arthropoda; Insecta; Coleoptera; Silphidae
Exons: 2
Coding region: 34-795 (253 amino acids)
Source: RefSeq, a predicted model, not a curated record